UUUUUUUGUCUUAUCUUUUCGUGCUUAGCUACAGUAGUCAAACUCGACUGUGUUGAGGUGAAGAUUGGAAUCAGACCGGGGUACGCGACUUCACUUAAGAGACUGAGCCCACGAGAAGAGUGAACCAGCGGUUAACCAUCACAAAUCCAACAUGGCGGACGUGAAAUCAAAGAAGAAGAAGAAAGACGAACCUCCGGUUGACAAUGAUUUGGUGCAGAAGUAUGCGAGAGGAGAAAAGGCCCGGACAAAAGGAAUAAAAGACAAGAAGCUGAAGGGAAUACUAAAGAGCUAUGAGAGUCAUUACAAAAAGGCUGCAGUACAAGCUGCUAGGGCUGAGCUACUACUUACAGAAGAGCCAGGAUGUCUGCAAGCGGAAGGGAUGGAAAAAACAUAUAGCUUCAAACAACAUGAUAUUGCUGACGCUGUGGAUGUAGCCAGUGCACAAAAAUAUUUUGAAUUAAAGCUGGAUAAGUUUGGACCAUAUUCAAUCAAUUACACAAGAAAUGGAAGGUUUAUGUUAAUGGGAGGACAGAAAGGACAUAUUGCUUCAAUUGACUGGCAGAACAAAAGACUGGGAUGUGAAGUACAUGUGAGAGAAACUGUUAGAGAUGUGACGUGGCUGCAUAUUGAAACAAUGUUUGCUGUUGCCCAGAAAAAAGCAGUUUAUAUUUAUGAUAAUAAUGGUAUUGAGCUGCACUGCUUGAAGAGACAUGCUUAUGUUAACCACAUGGAGUUUCUGCCACAUCAUUUUCUUCUGUCUACUGUGGGGAAUUACGGAGUCCUGAGGUAUCAAGACACUUCAACUGGCAAAUUAGUGUCAGAACACAGAACACGACAGGGUAGAUGUGACACCAUGACACAAAAUCCCUGGAACGCGAUCAUUCAUCUUGGACAUCAUAAUGGAACUGUAACACUUUGGAGUCCAAAAGUCAACCAGCCAUUAGUGAAGAUGCUUUGCCACAAGGGACCUGUACAAGCAAUUGCUAUUGACAGCAGAGGAUUAUACAUGGCUACAACAGGAUUAGAUGGCCGCAUGAAGAUGUGGGAUGUCAGGACUUACAAACAACUGCACAAUUAUUUCACAUAUACACCAGCUAGUACCUUAUCUAUCAGUCAGCGCGGUCUGUUAGCUGUGGGUUAUGGCCCCCAUGUACAGGUGUGGCAAAACCCUUUUCUAGAGAAACAGAAAAUGCCCUACAUGACCCAUYUARUCCCAUCAUGCACUGUACAUGAUCUACAGUUCUGUCCAUACGAAGAUGUUCUGGGUAUUGGCCAUUCACAGGGCAUCAGCAGUAUAUUAAUACCUGGUGCUGGAGAACCUAACUAUGAUGCGCUAGAAGCAAACCCAUAUCAGAACAAGAAACAACGACAAGAAUCUGAAGUCAAAGCACUUCUYGAUAAAAUUCAACCAGAGCUUAUAUCAUUGAACCCAAUGGAUAUUAAUAAAGUACGAAAGAAAAAGAAAACCGCAUUAGAUGAUGACGAGGAUGAUGACGACGAUGAUAAUGAAAAGGAUGAAGAUGAUGGAAAAUUUGAACCUAAAUACAAGAAGAAAGGUAGAAGUUCAUCUGCAAAAAGGCAUUUAAGAAAGAAGGGUCACACAGAGGAAGAGAAAAGGUUACAACUUAGGAAAAAGAAAGUAGAAGAGAGAAAGAAACAGAGAGCAGACAAGACAGAAUCUAUAAGAAACAGCACAUCAGCUUUAGAGAGAUUUGCUAAGACACCCAGCACUUAAAUCCUUAUCCCCUCACUCCAUUAUUACAUUAAUGAAUUAUAAGAUAAUACUUUAACUUAGAA
Molecule: messenger RNA, 1797 nt
Organism: Actinia tenebrosa (Australian red waratah sea anemone)
Lineage: Eukaryota; Metazoa; Cnidaria; Anthozoa; Actiniaria; Actiniidae
Biological process (GO): maturation of SSU-rRNA from tricistronic rRNA transcript (SSU-rRNA, 5.8S rRNA, LSU-rRNA)
Cellular component (GO): 90S preribosome; small-subunit processome; nucleolus
Molecular function (GO): protein binding
Source: RefSeq, a predicted model, not a curated record